This is a messenger RNA of Cyphomyrmex costatus, 1428 nucleotides long. RefSeq names its product mitochondrial transcription factor B2 (gene mtTFB2). Bases 82 to 1428 code for a protein of 448 amino acids. Gene Ontology annotation, biological process: rRNA methylation; transcription initiation at mitochondrial promoter. The record is from RefSeq and is a predicted model, not a curated record. The transcript has 4 exons. Gene Ontology annotation, molecular function: mitochondrial transcription factor activity; rRNA (adenine-N6,N6-)-dimethyltransferase activity. Gene Ontology annotation, cellular component: mitochondrial matrix. NCBI's taxonomy places the organism in Eukaryota, Metazoa, Arthropoda, Insecta, Hymenoptera, Formicidae.
AUGUAGAGACAUUCUGGCCGUAUUGACGCUUUAUACGUGUUCGAGGCCACUCACUUCAAGAAUUAGAAUAUCGAAUAUAAAAUGUUAUAUACACAGAAGCUUUGUACCUGUAAUAUAACUUCCUGGUUAUCAAGAAGGACCAGGCAUAUCAUAAAUGUAUAUUGUUCAACAUUGACUAAUGACAACUCAUCUGUGCAACAAAAAGAAGCUAUUGAUAUUCAAGAAACGAAGGAACUGAUUGAAAUAAAAACAGAAUUAUUGAAAAUAAAGAAAAAAAGCAAAUUAAUGGAAUAUAUCGGACAAUCUAUAUCACAUGAUAAAGAGAUUUUGGACAUUAUUAAUUAUGUACAAAAAACUAAUCCAGAUAUAAGUGAUAUCAUUCAAUUAUUUAAAGAAAAAAAUAUGUUAUUUAGAAAAGUGAAUGCAUCUACAUUACAUUUGAUUAACAAAGAUAUCGCUGUAAAAUAUGUCUCUUUGAUAAAAAAUGACCUCUUGAAGAAUAUGUGUUAUGUUGUUGAAUUAAAUCCUGGUUUUGGUAUAUUAACGAGAGAAUUAUUGAAAGCUGGUGUACCACUAAUUCACUUGUACGAAAGUAAUUUAAAAUUACGUAAAAUACAGGAAAUGUUGUGUACAAAAUAUCCUGGAAAACUAAAUCUAAUUUCUUUUAAAAAUUCUAAUCUCUUUGGAAUAACAAGAGUGUUUUUCGACGAUAAAGUCACUGAUGAAAAAUAUGAAGAUAAUUUUAAAGCAAUAGAUAGCAAAAAUUGGGAAGAUAAAACUUACAUGCAAGUAAUAGGUGCAUGUGAUAAUACAAAUUUAUUUACUUUUAUUAUACACAAUUUAAUCUUUCGCAAUGGUUUUAUGUUUUAUGGAAGGCCUGUCUUCUAUAUCGCGAUACUUCCAUCUAUGUGGAAUAAAUAUAAUAUGUGUACUAGUUUAAACAUAUAUACUUAUACAAAGGUGAUGUUCAAAUUAAUGUUUAAUUAUGAACUGCUGGGAACAUUGAGCAGGAAAGCUUUUAUACCUUGGUCGACAAAGAAACGUAACUUUAAACGAACUUCAGCUUUGUUAUCGGCAAAACAAAAUUACAACCAGCUAUAUGUGAUAAAACUUGAGCCCAAAACUGAUAUUUACUCACAAUUAUCGCCAAAAGAUUGGAUAACAUUUUCCUAUUUUGUCAGGCAUCACAUGCAGAAACGCCGUACCAGAGUGAUACCUUCAUUGGAAAAAUGGAUACCAGACUGUGGAAUUAGACUCAUAGCCAAAGAUUACACGAUAUAUACACAAUUUGGAGACUUAACGCCAGAACAAAUACUGGAACUCUUUAAAGAAUUUAAAUCCUGGCCAGAAUACAAAGAAAGCCAUUUCAUAGAUUCUAUGAAUGACUCUGUAGGUGCACAUAACGAAUUUGAAUUUUUUAACGAAUGA